GUAACCAGUCUGUACAAUAAAACGUAGUGAUUAUAUUCUUUUUGCUGUACAAUUCCGAACAAAAGAUUCCGAAUAUAAUUGCAAGUUCCUCAAAAACAGUUUUCAAGAUGAGCGACCAACUAAAAACUGUGUCAGCAAUGAACAAACUCUACAUUGGAAACCUCCCGAUAGAAGCCGAUGAAGCAGCCGUAAGGCAAUUAUUUGCUGAACAUAACUUGACGGCGGCUGAUAUUUCUGUUAAGCGUGGUGGUUACGCUUUCGUCGACUUUCCGGACCAAUCUGCUGCCGACCGCGCUAUUGACAAACUUCAUGGUCACUCGUAUUGUGGCUUGCCUCUAGUAGUGGAACCUUCGGUGGCGAAUAAGAAGACCGUUACUGGUACGAGCCUACAGAGUGCCAGCGCAACCGACCUCAAGGAAUCUGGCGAAGGACCGGCUACGGGUGGCGCUUGGAGGUAA
Molecule: messenger RNA, 458 nt
Organism: Aricia agestis (brown argus)
Lineage: Eukaryota; Metazoa; Arthropoda; Insecta; Lepidoptera; Lycaenidae
Product: insulin-like growth factor 2 mRNA-binding protein 2
Exons: 3
Coding region: 108-458 (116 amino acids)
Cellular component (GO): cytosol
Molecular function (GO): mRNA binding
Source: RefSeq, a predicted model, not a curated record